Molecule: messenger RNA, 3750 nt
Organism: Anopheles bellator
Lineage: Eukaryota; Metazoa; Arthropoda; Insecta; Diptera; Culicidae
Product: BOS complex subunit NOMO1
Exons: 3
Coding region: 1-3645 (1214 amino acids)
Cellular component (GO): endoplasmic reticulum membrane
Molecular function (GO): carbohydrate binding
Source: RefSeq, a predicted model, not a curated record
AUGAAGUACCUGCAAUCGGUACCUCUGGGGGCGCUAUUGGCACUGGAGCUGCUCGUUCUGUGCGAAUCGUGCACCGCAAACGAAGUGUUCGGUUGCGGGGGAUUCGUGAAAAAUGUGAACUCCGAUCUGGACUCGAGCAAGGUUGAAGUCGGGCUGUACACCCCGCAGGGCAGUUUGAAAAUCAAAACGGAAUGCUCCCCCUCAAACGGGUAUUACUUCGUCCCGGUCUACGAUAAGGGCGACUACGUAUUGAAGGUUAUUCCGCCACCCGGUUGGAGCUUCGAGCCGGAACAGGUGUCGAUCAAGUUCGACGGCCAGUCGGACGUCUGCAGCCAGGGAAGUGAUGUGAACUUCCUCUUCACCGGGUUCGGCAUUACGGGCAAGAUUGAGUUCUACGCAAUGCCGGAUGCGGGUGCACGCGGCGUUAACGUAGACCUGGUCACAGAAGAUGGCAAGAAAAUUGGUGAAACGAUCACCACGACCGCCACGGGGGUGUUUUCUUUCACACCGAUCAAACCGGGCCGGUACGUGGUGAAAGCGCAGCACCCGAAGUGGCACUUUGUGCACUCAGAAUACAAGGUUACGGUGGCCACCGGUAACACCGAGAUUCCGCCCGGUUCGCUGGUCGUUUCCGGAUUCGAUGUGGAGGGUGGUGUCUUCAGCGAUGGCCAACCGUUCGGAAGUGUGGGCUUCCUGCUGUACGCCGCCAAAAACCAAAAAACGCUCGUGAAGUGUGCCACCGGCAGCAUUCCCGCGAUUGCGAACUCGGGUGAUAAGGCGUACGAGUCGAAUCCGCUUUGCUACACGACACCCAACAAGGACACGGGAUCCUACGUGUUUGCGGGUGUUUCCCGCGGAAAGUAUCUCAUCCGGCCGCACUUUAGCGACAGCAAGAUUAAAUUCCACAUCCGGCCGGAGGCGCUCCAGGUGGAGGUGUCUCAGGACGAAGUGCGGCUGCGUGAAAAUUUCGAAGUGACCGGAUUCAGCGUUUCUGGGCGCGUGUUGCGCUCGCCAAACGGAGCCAGUGUGGCCAAUGCUCGCGUGAAGCUCAAUGGCCGGGAAAUAGCGGUCACGGGCAAGGACGGAAGCUACACACUGGACAACAUACAAACGGGCACGUAUACCAUCCAGGUCGUGGCCGACGAUUUACAGUUUAAGGACCACAUCGUGAAGGUUUCGCUAGCCAACCCAUCGUUGCCGGAUGUUCUCGUGUCCGGGUUUAAGGUUUGCGGUCAGGUCGUGUCCAAGAAGGCGCACCGAGUGGCGAUUACCAAGAAGGCCUCUACCAUGAUGGUGGAACUGACGAGCACGGCAGGAACAGGUGAAUGGUGUACGUUCCUCGAGAACGGCCAGUACACGGUGCAGGUACUAACGAGCGACGAGGAACGGGCCAGUGGCAUUCAGUUCUUCCCGGUAACCCAAUCGAUCGAAGUGAAUUAUCCGCCGGUCGAGGCAAUCGUCUUCUCACAGCUGCGGGCGACCGUCACCGGCGAAGUUCGGUGCCUGGCGGAUGCAAAGCGAGAAUGCCGUGAUCUGUCCGUGACGCUGCAGGCCCUCGAUAGCAACGGUAACACUGUCGGCCAGCCCGUUAUGGCGAACGUGGCGGAAUCGGGCAAAUACAGCUUCCAGAAUGUGCUCCCCGGAAGCUACGAGGUCAGCGUGCCGAGUGGCAAAUUGUGCUGGGAAUCAAACACGGUCAAGAUUAACAUUAAAUCUUCCAAGGAAGCGGUGCCGGACUUUGUUCAGACCGGUUUCAUCGUAUCGGUCAUUGCAAGCCACGGUGCUUCGAUGAGCUAUCGGUGGAAGAGUUCCUCCGAAGGGGCGAGUGCCGUCAAGGAAGAGGAACUUGUCCUCACGGCGGGUAUGAAUAUGUUCUGCGUGAAACGAGCCGGGGAGUACGAAAUGCGUCUGGGAGGAUGUCAUCGGUUCGAAAAAACUACCCCCACCGGAUUCAGCACCACCGACGGAGCACCAAUUUCGGUGAACGCCAAGAGCCACCGGAACGUGUUGAAGUUGUUUGCGGAGGCUAAAGAAAAUUAUCGCGUUAAAGUUUUGCGUGAGGGGAUGGCCGAUGAGGUUGUGCAAUUCGAACUCAGCACCGCCCGGGAUGAUUCGCCGACUGGCGGUGGGUACGUUUAUCGAAAAGAAUUCUUCCUCGAGCACGGUGAACUGAUCACAAUCGUGCCCCAGAGCGACAUUAUGCUCUUCACUCCGGAGCAGCUAGAAGUGACGGGUGGCGCCGAUUGUGUCGAUGUUGGACAAAAGCUGCAUGCCAAGAAGGGACUGCUCAUCAACGGUCGCACCAAUCCCCCGAUCAAGGAAGCCACCAUUACGCUGACGUUCCCGAAGAAUAUGGAACUCACGCCUCAAACGACCCUCACCGACGAGAAGGGGGAGUUCCGCUUCGGACCCAUCGAUCCAUCCUUCGCGGUCGAACUGUCCGCCGAGAAGGAAUCGUACGUGUUCUCGCCCUUCGAUCGAGCGACCAACACUUUCGGUGGCCACAAACUGUGCGAGAUCAUUGUCACCGUAAAGGACGAUGCCGGCAACCGGUUGUCGGGUGUACUGUUGUCUCUGUCCGGUGCGGAAAGCUAUCGCAAAAAUCUAGUCACCGGCGACGACGGUACGAUCAAGUUCCACUCGUUGUCCCCGAGCGAAUACUAUCUGCGGGCGAUGAUGAAGGAGUACGAAUUCCGACCGAACUCCAAGCUGAUCGACGUCCAGGAAGGGGCGACGGUGGUGGAAGAGCUCGUCGGCAUGAGGACACAGUUCUCGAUCUUCGGUUCGAUCACCUCCCUCAACGGUGAACCGUUCUCGAACGUGGUAGUGGAAGCGGCCGCCAACGAAAAGUGUGGCAACACGCUGGAAGAGGCGACGAGCGAAUUUAACGGCCAGUAUCGUAUCCGAGGACUUACGCCCGGGUGCCAGUAUCGGGUGCGAGUUCGCACCGGAAGCGGUCCAUCGGCCCCGGUUGAUCGAUCCAUUCCACGCGAGCGUGUGGUCGAUAUCGGUAAGGCGGACACACGCGAAGUCAAUCUGAUUGCCAUCAGUCCGCUCGCGUUCGUCGAUGUCACGGUGCGAGUGGUGGCCUCCGAACUGGACUACUACAAAACGCUAAAGAUUGCGCUCUACCGGAAGGGAAGUGAAUCGCCCGUUCACUCGCAGCGCAUCGAAUCGCCCCUGAACAUGAAAUCCAAGGUUAACCCCGGCAUCAUGGUGUUCUUCCCGCGCAUUCCGUUCGACGAGAAGAACUAUCACAUCGAGCUGACGUCGACGCUGUCGGAUAAGAGCUACCGCUACAGCCUCUCGUCGGUUCCGUUCGUGGCCAACACGAGUAGUUUCUACGCAGAGAUGCGGUUUGCGCCCGAGAUGCGCACUGGUGACGGUGACCUUAACCAGAGUUCGCUCUCGGCCAUCAUCAUGAUCGCGAUCAUUGGGUUCGUGUUCUUCAAGCAGGAGCUGGCGUUCGAGCUGCUGGGUCUGGCGGGUAACAAACUGACCGCGGUGGCUAGCGGCCUGGUAGGUAACCGAGUGAAGGCGAAAGAACUGAAAAAUGAUGCUGGGUAUAUCGACGAUCGGGACAUCGAUGCCCUGGCGUCGAAGAUUGAGGGAUCGAAGAAGAAGAAAAGCAAAAAGGUGUCCUAAAUUGGCACGGUCAGGCCAAAGUAAGGGUGUGUUCAACGUGCAGAGGAAAAACUCAUUGUAGUCGGAAAUGAACAAUAUUUGGAAUAAAGUAAGUGGUUGAGGUAG